AUGGCGAAUUUAAUAGCAGAUACUCUGAGAGAAAUUUUCGAAUAUCAUAAAGAUGAUCCACAAACCCUUUAUAACUUGAUUACUGUCAAUCGACUAUGGUGUUGUCAAGCAAUUCCUUUAUUAUGGCGUAGACCUUUCGAAAUGACUACUCAAGAUAGAUACCAUUUAAUAAUUAGAACCUACGUAAUGUGCCUUUCAGAUAAAGCAUUAUCUCGAUUUAUGUUUGUUGGAAUCAAAUUAGACGAUUUUAAAAAACCUUUUUUCAAUUACCCAACAUAUUUGCAGAAUUUUGACUCUGAAAGAUUUCGUUUAGCACUUAAUAUAUGGAUAAGAAUGAAUGUCAUAAUUGGUACCGGAAUUAAUAGGCGAAAUCCAUUAAAUACAUUCUGUAAGCCUUUGAAGAAAAUUUUCGGUCCAAUUAUGAAAGACUGUUAUAAAAUUUCUCCUCCAAAUCUAUUUUACAAAGCGUUAAAUAAAUGCAUUGAACCAUUCAUUCAGGAUUACUAUGCGACACACCCGAAUUUUAGUGUAAUUAAAGAGGUUACGGAUUUGGUUUUUAGCCGAUGUAACAGAUUAAAGAACCUCAAGGUUUAUUUUGGAGAUGAGCAUACAUUAUCUUCAGCAGAAAUGAAUUUUGCUUUACUUACCAUCAAACACAACUCCUUGCUUAACCUUCAAAAAUUCGAAUUAGUUAUACGCACGCCAUCUUUAAGUAUUGAUAAUUUGCAAAAUAUGAAUAAUGCCUUAACGAAUCUCUUUACCAUGAUGUCUAAGUAUGCCACAAAAAUUCAGGAAAUGAAAAUUCAAUCUUAUGCAACCAAUUUGCCAAUAAAGGUUCAUGCCAGUCUUUAUCGAUUAAUUGAAUCGCAGAGAACACUUCAAUCAUUUAUGUCAAACUAUUUUUGGGAUGCUUCAAAUCCUUCGAUUUUUACCGCUUUGUUAAAUCAGUCACAUUCUUUAACUCGACUUUGUCUAUGGGGUUUAACACAUUUCGAUAACUCUUUGGUACUCGGAUUAUUAGAAUGGAACGCCCUGGAAGUAUUGGAAUUGAUGGGAUGUCCAGAUUUUCCUGUAUUUGCAGAUUUUACAAAGGGUCAACUAAGUAUCAGAAACCUUUAUAUCGGCAAUGGAUACUGUUCAUAUCCUUUUAUAACAACAAACUUAAUCAGGAUGAUAAAUUUAAACCUUCAAAAAUUGGUGGUAGAAGGUGCAACUCCAGAGAUUAUAGAUGCGGUCACAAUGAAUUGUCCACAGCUUACACAUUUAUCGCUCUGUGCUUAUCAGGAGAUAUUAGAAUCUCUUCCAAGAUUACUUUCAACUCUUUCACUGUUGGAAACAUUGAUUUUAGGAAAUCGAGAACAAUUUAUAUUUACAGAUGAUACUAUAUUACGAUUUUCACAAUCAAUUCCAUCUUCAUUGUGCGCACUAUUUCUGAACUUUAAUCUCUCAUCUCAAUCAUUGAGAGUACUUUUAACAGAAUGUUCAGCACCACUUCAUAAGUUAGAAUUACAUCAAAUACAAAAUAAGGAAUCAGAAUUGUUUUCUAUUCUGAUUCAAUAUACAAAAAAUAAUAAUUAUUUAAAAGAGUUAAAGUUAUACUUAUCUCCUUCUACUAGUUAUACAAAUCCUGUUAAUCUAGAUGUUUUGGAAAAUGCAAAGAGAUAUUUUACUAUUGUUAAACAAGAUACUACCAAACAUUCUUAUAAUCUUUGGUGA
Molecule: messenger RNA, 1716 nt
Organism: Dentiscutata erythropus
Lineage: Eukaryota; Fungi; Glomeromycota; Glomeromycetes; Diversisporales; Gigasporaceae
Source: the annotation of a GenBank genome assembly